Molecule: messenger RNA, 585 nt
Organism: Papaver somniferum (opium poppy)
Lineage: Eukaryota; Viridiplantae; Streptophyta; Magnoliopsida; Ranunculales; Papaveraceae
Product: protein PHOTOSYSTEM I ASSEMBLY 2, chloroplastic
Exons: 4
Coding region: 128-436 (102 amino acids)
Source: RefSeq, a predicted model, not a curated record
GAAUGAAUUGAAGUUAAGAAAUUUGUAACCAAGAUGAAGAACAAGUAAAUAUUAGCUGUCUUUCCCAUUUAAGGAGAUUCCGGCGGUGGUUGAUGGCUGGGAGUCAGAUUCCGGCGGCUGUUGGUGGAUGUGGGUCAGCUCUUCAUCGCAAUCGUCUUCGGUUCCGUUGGCAAGGAGGAAUGUAUUCAUCCCUGUACAUUGCACUGCCAAUCAACAACUGCAGGAAGAUGUAGGAAUUAUGUGUGAACCAUGCAGUGGGAAAGGAUGGUUGCUCUGUGAUUUCUGCAAUGGGCAGAAGACCAAUGUAAAAGCACAAAAUAACCGAGUCUACCGCCGCUGUCCAACUUGCAGAGCUGUUGGAGUUGUUCUAUGUUCGAAGUGCAAAGUUUUCAAAUGUGUUACCUUUCCAGACUUCAGUGACGGAGAUGAGGUCUGAUCAUCUUAUUUAACCAAAUAUAUGUGUUUCUUGUUGUUUUUCAUUCUUUCUUCUUUUGUUUAUAUGUAUACUGCUGAAAAAUGUAAUUUUCUGGAGGAAUCAAACAGGCGUAAUUGUGCUUUUAUUCAAAUAGCUCUUUAUUUGCCGUU